AUGGACUGCGGCACCGGUGCGGCGCUGGGGCAGCAGCUCGCAAAGGAUGCCUUCCACAUGCACGGCGGCGUCGGGGUAGGCCCUACCGGCAACCCCGAGCAGGACGUCCUCAUGAACGAGAUGAUGCGGGUGCAGUCACCGACGGGGCACGCGCCCGACUGGACGCAUCAGUUCGUUGCGCACCAGCAGCAGCAGCACCCUCAGCAGGUGGCGAUGCGGCGUCAGCAGAAUGAGGUUUUCAUGCUUCAACAACAGCAGAUGGAGGAGGCGUUUCGUACAUCUUCUGCGAGACACCCUCAGCAGCAGCAGCAGCCACAUCCGCAUCAUCACCUUCAUGCGCCUGGGAUGAUGGGACCUGGGAUGAUGGGACCGAUGAUGUACGGGGCUGGAAUGGGUGGCUUUAUGGGUGCAGCACCUUCGAUGAUGGCGCACGCCCCAACGGCAUUUGCGGGAAAUACAGUUGCCAUGCCGACUGCAACCAACGCGGCAAAGACGGAGGAUGCCACUGCGACAAGCAUCACAACGGAGCAGGAGCAGGGCGACAGUGGGUGGGUGGAAAAGUUGCGGGAUGCGGAGUGGGCGCAGGACUAUACUGAGGCGCAGGUCUUUACCCUUGAGGGGCAGCCAGAGCAAACGAUGGAGGAACAUGGUCGCAGUUCGGAGUUUUACAAGUUUAUGGACCAGAUCCGCAACAAGGAGCUGCUCAUCGAUGAGGAGACGGGGGAGGUGGUGCAGGGCCCUGGGCCCGACCCGGAUAUGCCUGAGGACACGGCAUACUUGAAGGAGUGGGCCACUGCGGAGGCGCUGGGGCUCCCGCCAGGCGUCUUUGAGCCCAUGAGGCAGCGCCCACAUGGACUCGACCGACAGCGGGAGGGUUACCUGCAGGAUGGUGGCGAUGAGGCCCUGAUGGAUGACUUCGGCGCUGAGCACAACGCCGACUUGGACGAGUGGGCGAGGGAGUACGCCGAGAUGCAGGAGCGCAUGCAACGCGCCCAGAACGACACGGACUACCCCUUUGAGCCCAACAACCCGUACAUGUACCACGACAAGCCGAUGGAGGAGGGGCUCGCCAUGCUGCAGCUGGCAAAUCUGGCGGAGGCCGCACUUGCUUUUGAGGCGGUGUGCCAAAAGGAGCCGGAAAACAUUGAGAGCUGGCGGCUGCUUGGCAAGACGCAGGCAGAGAACGAGAAGGACAACCUUGCCAUCAUUGCGCUGAACCACGCACGCAUGCUAAACCCAAAAGACAUCGCCGUUCACGCGGCACUUGCCGUGUCGCACACAAAUGAGCACAACGUGCAGGCGGCGCUACAGGCGCUGCGCUCCUGGCUGUUGUCUCAGCCGCAGUACGAGUCACUCGGCUCGGUGCCGCUGCACGAGGGGGAGGAGGCUGAAGCAGACCUGGACGAGAUGGAUGACAACUACUUCUACGCCUCGCCGAGCGAGUACCGCGACUGUCGCGCCCUGCUAAACGCCGCGGUGGAGAUGAACCCCAAUGACCCGCAGCUGCACGCCAGCCUCGGGGUCCUGCACAACCUCUCGCGUCGCUUCGAGGAGGCUGCCAUGAACUUCCGCCGCGCUGUCGACUUGAACCCCGACGACCCGCAGAUGUGGAACAGGCUCGGCGCGACACUUGCCAACGGCAACAAGCCGCAGGAGGCCCUCGAGGCGUACAACCGCGCGCUUGACAUCAACCCGGGUUACGUGCGCGCCAUGUACAACAUGGCGGUGUCGUACUCGAAUCUGGCGCAGUACCCGCUCGCUGCAAAGGAGAUCACACGGGCCAUCGCUCUGCAGGCCGGGGGCACAAAUCCGCAGAGCGAGGUCUCCCGGAUGGCAACCCGCGGCCUGUGGGACCUCCUUCGCAUGACGCUGAACCUCAUGGACCGCACCGACCUCGUUGAGCUUUCGUGGCAGCAGGACGUGAAACCCUUCUUGAAGGAGUUUGGGCUGGAGGACAUGGCCUUCUGA
Messenger RNA from Trypanosoma rangeli, 1968 nucleotides. RefSeq names its product putative peroxisome targeting signal 1 receptor. NCBI's taxonomy places the organism in Eukaryota, Euglenozoa, Kinetoplastea, Trypanosomatida, Trypanosomatidae. Gene Ontology annotation, biological process: protein import into peroxisome matrix, docking. Bases 1 to 1968 code for a protein of 655 amino acids. The record is from RefSeq and is a predicted model, not a curated record. Gene Ontology annotation, molecular function: protein binding. Gene Ontology annotation, cellular component: peroxisomal membrane; cytosol. The transcript has a single exon.